Molecule: messenger RNA, 539 nt
Organism: Camponotus floridanus (Florida carpenter ant)
Lineage: Eukaryota; Metazoa; Arthropoda; Insecta; Hymenoptera; Formicidae
Gene: RpS17
Product: 40S ribosomal protein S17
Exons: 3
Coding region: 67-459 (130 amino acids)
Biological process (GO): translation
Cellular component (GO): ribosome
Molecular function (GO): structural constituent of ribosome
Source: RefSeq, a predicted model, not a curated record
CGAGAAUCUAGGUUAGUGACUUUCUUUCAUUUCGCGUUUCGUGUUCCUUCCGAUACACAAGCCAACAUGAGUCGUGUCAGAACGAAGACGGUCAAAAAGGCCGCGAAGCUCAUUAUCGAGAAAUAUUAUCCACGUCUUACUUUGGACUUUCACACGAAUAAGAGGAUAUGCGAGGAAAUUGCUAUCAUUCCCAGCAAAUCUUUGCGCAAUAAAAUUGCCGGAUUUGUCACUCACCUGAUGAAGAGGCUUAGACACAGUCAGGUACGUGGUAUCUCCAUCAAGCUUCAGGAGGAAGAGAGGGAACGCAGAGACAACUAUGUUCCCGAGGUCUCUGCUUUGGAGCACGACAUUAUUGAAGUCGAUCCCGAGACCAAGGAAAUGUUGAAGAUGUUAGAGUUCAACAACAUCACUGGACUCCAACUAACGCAGCCUGUUCCACAAUUCAGCAGACGGACUUAAAGUUCACUCCCUUUCACCUUACGCUAUAAACAAAAUGGUUGGUCCUGCAUUUUUUAAAUAAAAUUGCAAACCAACACUCA